Musa acuminata AAA Group (dessert banana) is the source of this 1454-nucleotide messenger RNA. RefSeq lists its product as uncharacterized. Bases 247 to 1395 code for a protein of 382 amino acids. The record is from RefSeq and is a predicted model, not a curated record. The transcript is spliced from 5 exons. NCBI's taxonomy places the organism in Eukaryota, Viridiplantae, Streptophyta, Magnoliopsida, Zingiberales, Musaceae.
GCCCUCGCCUUCGCCUUCGCCUUCUCUUGUCUUUUCUUCUCUUUCUUCCUCUUCGCGUCUCUCGUCUCAUCCUCCACAGUGACGCCUUUGUUCUCUCGGAGAUUUCUUCUGCUUCUUGAAUCCUCGCGGUGAAAGAGAAUAGGACUGUUGUUCCGGUGAAAGGACGCCAUUGAUUCAUGUGCGAGUCCUGAGAGGGCUAUGCGAUCUGUACAAACAAUCGCUUGUUGAUCCGGCUCCCGGUUGGAGAUGAUGAGAUACCAGAGAGUUAGCCCGGACAUCCUCCCCCUCGGCAAUGGAAGGAAGCCGAUCCUGAGAACAUGGAAAGAAGACGACGCCGACCACGGCAGCAGAAGCACUAGCCACUCCCCUCUCGAAGCCAAACCCAUAAGAGCGAGAUCGGUGUCCGGAUCGGCCGGCCCAUCCCCAACCCGAGACCACCAGUUCCCUCGCACCUCCUUCCCCUCAGAUUCCCCUACCUCAGCGGCGCACUCGGAGAGCCAACCGCCGCCCCCUUCCGCUUCCGCCAAGUCUUAUAGCCGGCACCAUGAGACCAUCAACGGGGUCGGCUGCGACGUCAUACUGCAGUGGGGACACAACAAGCGGUCCCGCGGGCCGAGGGCGGAGAGCCGGGCGUCGGGCGACGAGACCUCCUCCCACUCGAAGCAGAUGCUCAAGGUUCCUCGCCGAUCGGCGGCGGCGGCGAUGCCCCCUCCGCACUUUGCCGGCUCGUACGCCAGGGGAGCCCAUCUGAGGUCGUCUGUUCCCGUCCGUGAAGCCAACAAGGGCGUCGAAGAGCGAUCGGGCGGCACAGCUCGAUCCGAUAAGCGAUCGCCUUCUUCCCCACCGAAUAAGGUUCUGAGGUCCGCCGCCGACGGCUCCAUGAAUCCGCCGGAACCGAAGCGUCAGCCCUCGGAUCAGGAAGCUGCUUCCCCGGUGGGGGCCGCCGCGAUCGGGGAGAAGCUGAACCUGGACCAGUUCGAGUGGCCCAAGAUCUUCAUAUCCCUCUCGCGCAAGGAGAAGGAGGACGACUUCCUAGCCAUGAAGGGCACCAAGCUGCCCCAACGCCCCAAGAAGCGGGCCAAGAACAUCGACAAGACUCUUCAGUUUUGUUUUCCAGGAAUGUGGCUGUCGGAUUUGACGAGGGGACGGUAUGAAGUGCGGGAGAAGAAAUGCGCUAAGAAGUUGUUGCUUUGUGCAGAGGCGGAGGGGAUUGAAGGGGAUGGAGAGCAUGGAGAGCGACUCCGAGUGAAUGCGGUCGAGGCAUGCAUGGAUGCAGCUCCAGGUCGCGUUGAUCUCUUCUUCCUCCUCACGCUCCGUCGUGUCGUUGGUGUCGGGAGUUCUUUGUUUCUCACGCUGGUUUUGGGGAGCGUUUGUAACCCUCCGUGCAUCCUCUGAGCCCUUGUACAGAUCCGCAGCUGGCAUUAAUGGAGAAAAAAAAAGUCAAUUCGAUCAAA